ACAGUCUGUGACAACAAAAAAAACGUUUUAGCAUCUGCCGAUUUCUUGUAUAUUUUUUAAUUAACAAAAAGUGUUUGCAAACGCAGCCGUCAAAAUUGGCUCGAAGCACCGCCUCAGAGAUUAUUACCUAAGGAUGACUUUGGUGGGCUUGGCAGCGCGCAAGCUGGCACAAAAGCAGCGCACUGCGAAAUUGGCUGCCGCUUUUCCAAAUGGCAUUCGCUGUCAGAAGUGCCUGAAUUUAGGGCACUGGAGCUACGAGUGCAAGGAGAAACGGAAAUAUGUGCACCGCAGUUCGCGCACAAAGCAACUGAGCAAACAUUUGGCCGAAAAGAGCGCCAAUGCCGUCGCCGCCGACUCAAUGUCAGCGGCAAAUGAGAUGCGUUCGCUGGAUGCCGGCUCAGAAGUACGUCACGAUGGCGACAAAGAGAAGCGCGCUAAGCGGAAACGGAAACGCAGCAAUAGUUCCUCAUCAUCCAGUUCGUCGGAUAGUUCGAAUAGCAGUUCGGACUCAUCGAAUUCAGAAUCGAGCAGCAGCGGCGAUUCGGAUAGUUCCAGCUCCGAUGAUGAUGAUGACAGCUCCUCGGCUGGUGGAUCAGGUUCUUCUAGCGACAGCAGUGACAGCGAUGGCAACUCUACUACCAGCAGCGAUAGCGCCGACGAACCAGAAAUCUCUUCACCCAAGAAGAAGAAAAGACGCGAUAGCUCUGCGGAGUCAUCCGAUGCCUAAAUCGACUAUAAUCUAUACGGUGUAAUAUUGUGUUUUAACAUAAAUAUGCGUAUUAUGCAUAUACAUAAAUAGCUUUAGUAGUUUA
Messenger RNA from Drosophila grimshawi, 812 nucleotides. RefSeq names its product zinc finger CCHC domain-containing protein 10. Gene Ontology annotation, molecular function: nucleic acid binding; zinc ion binding. Lineage: Eukaryota; Metazoa; Arthropoda; Insecta; Diptera; Drosophilidae. The transcript is spliced from 2 exons. Bases 134 to 727 code for a protein of 197 amino acids. The record is from RefSeq and is a predicted model, not a curated record.